UCCACCACCGCUCCUCAAGCACCCAGCCAUGUCGCGCACCGCCGAGCAGGCGCCGCUUCUGGCGCAGCAGAGCCGCGAUGCUCAGCCGCGCUACGGCGCAGCGCAGCCCGAGGGCGCCGCCGAGCCCGGCUCCGCCUCCGAGCCCGCUCCCUCGGCGCACGGCGAGACGGACGUGCCGUUCCCGCCGCUGCGCGUGCUGCUGCCGCUGCUCUUCACCAUCUGGGUGCCCGUGUUUGCCGCCUCGCUCGACGGCACCGUCGUCGCCACGCUCGUCGGUAGCAUUGCCAGCGACUUUGAGGCCAGCGAGCAGGCCGCGUGGCUCGGCAGCAGCUAUCUGCUGAGCGUGUGCUGCUUCACGCCGAUCUACGGGCGGCUGUGCGACAUCAUCGGCCGGCGUCGCGCGCUGCUCACGGCGCUCACCUUCUUCGUGACGGGCACGUUCGGCUGCGGCGUGGCGCAGAGCAUGGGUCAGCUCAUCGCGGCCCGCGGUCUCGCCGGCGUCGGCGGCGGCGGCCUGGCAGUGGUCAACAGCACGAUCAUGAGCGAUGUGAUCCCGCUGCGGCAUCGCGGCCUCAUGCAGGGCCUGACCAACAUCAUCUUCGGCCUGGGCAGCGGCCUUGGCGGACCCGUCGGCGGCUUUGCCAACGACAAGCUGGGCUGGCGCAGCGCGUUCAUGCUGCAAAUGCCGAUCCUCGGCGUGGCCCUCGUUGCGGCCCUGUUCGUACCGCUGAGCCCGCCAAACCAGCCCCCCAAGCCGUCGCCGCUGGCCGGCCUCGGCUGGACGGACAAGCUGCUGCUCAUCGACGGCCUCGGCUCGCUCUUUCUCGUCGGCACCGUCGGCAGCUCGCUGAUCUCGCUCUCGCUCAUGUCGGCGCAGGACCUGAGCUUCAGCGAGCCGGUGGUGUGGGGCGGCCUAGUCGCGGGCGCCGCGAGUGCCGUCGCGUUUGUGUGCGUCGAGCUGUGGGUCGCGCGCAAGCCCAUUCUGCCGAUCCCGCUGCUGCUGCAGCGCACCGGCGGCAGUGUCGCGCUGGCCAACUUUGCCUUGGCCGUCAUGUCGUUUGCGCUGCUGUACAACUUUCCGCUUUGGUUCCAGGCCGUGAAGCUGCAGUCGGCCUCUGAGGCGGGCCUGCACCUGAUCCCCAACUCGAUCGGCCUCAGCGUCUCGUCUGUCACGGCGGGCCUGUACAUGCGCUGGCGCGGCGUCUACUGGGCAUACAACCUCGUCCACGCGGGCCUGAUGCUGGGCGGCUCGCUCAUCGUGCUCAGCUUCACCGCGGGCACGCCGGAGUGGCUGACGUAUGCUGGCAUCGUGCCGAGCGGCGUGGGCGUGUCGGGCGUGCUCACCUGCACGCUGAUCGCGCUCAUCAACUCGGUGCCGCGCGAGGACAUUGCGGUCGCCACGGCCAUGUCGUAUCUCUUCCGCACGUCGGGCCAGGUCGUCGGCGUGGCGCUCUCCGGCGCGAUACUGCAGGCGAAGCUACGCACCGAGCUGGAGAAGCGCAUCUCAGGCCCCGAUGCCGCCAAGACGAUCGCCGCGAUCCGGCAUCAGUCGUCGAUCAUCCCCACGCUGCCGGCGCACGAGCGCGCCGCGGCCGUGGCGGCGUACGCCGUGGCGCUGCGCUGGGUCUUCGGCUUCGUCGCCGCCGCCGCGCUCGUGACGCUGCUCAGCUGCAUCACCAUCGAGAACCGCACGCUGCCGGAGCACACUAAGAGCAGCACGGACGACGCAGAGCAGCCUGCCGAUGCAGAGGAUUGACGCGCGAUGCAUUGUCAUGGGAGAGCAAUUGAUCACCACUGCACCAGGCGUUGCACUCGCUGGGCCUGCGCCGCGA
Molecule: messenger RNA, 1832 nt
Organism: Tilletiopsis washingtonensis
Lineage: Eukaryota; Fungi; Basidiomycota; Exobasidiomycetes; Entylomatales
Product: MFS general substrate transporter
Exons: 8
Coding region: 29-1756 (575 amino acids)
Biological process (GO): basic amino acid transport; transmembrane transport
Cellular component (GO): fungal-type vacuole membrane
Molecular function (GO): basic amino acid transmembrane transporter activity
Source: RefSeq, a predicted model, not a curated record